This is a messenger RNA of Bipolaris sorokiniana ND90Pr, 1194 nucleotides long. RefSeq lists its product as uncharacterized. The record is from RefSeq and is a predicted model, not a curated record. Lineage: Eukaryota; Fungi; Ascomycota; Dothideomycetes; Pleosporales; Pleosporaceae. The transcript is spliced from 2 exons. Bases 265 to 759 code for a protein of 164 amino acids.
UGCAGCUGUGAGGGCUGGAUCUUUCACGCACUAGGCCCGACACACAGCCUCUGUACCUGUACCCUGAACAGCCCGUCAAUAGGGAGUCGCAGAGAAUUUGCUCAACUUCUGGUUCAGGGACACGCACGAGAUUGUCUGAAGGGGCCGCACAGGAGACUGCCGCUACGUGAGCGACGGAGAUACAACAUCACUCCAGCCCUGCAAUCCUAUCCAGGCUUCGGCAUAGAUUCCUGCAUCACCAGCCCUUGCACCACCGGCCUCACCAUGAGCUUCAAGGCCAAGGACCUACAGUUUGACAGCUCUCAGCCAGCCUUCUUGCAGCGGCUACGUGGGCAACUUCAAAGUGGGGAUACCGCUCGUCAUGAACAUCCCAUUGCCAGAAACAAGAGGAUGAACAAGGAUGAUGAUGAAGAUGAUGCGCCGACAUACGUCUUGGAAGAUACUAACCAGUCGUUGAGCAAAGAGGAGUAUGAUGCGCUCAUCUCUGGCAAGGACAGCAAGGGCGAAGAAGACCCGGUAACAGAUGAAGCCGAGCAAAAGGCAACCAAGCAAGAUGAGUCGAAACCCAAAGACAAAAUUGCUGAAGUUGGUGCAAAUACAAAGAAGCGCAAGGCCGCGAAGAUUAUUGGCGAUGAUCAAGGCGAUAGCAGGAGUGAAGUAGAAAGGGAUGCCGAAAAGCCUACUACCAAACCAGCCAAGAAGCCAAAAAAGAAAGCCAAAGCAGUUAAACUUACCUUUGGAGACGAAGAUGAGGGAUGAGAGAGGUUAUAAUCUACGUUAUCUUCACAGACACGUAAUCCUGCUUGGUGCGAGGCAUGUUCUCAGCAAGAGGCCCUACUUCUACCUUGAUCCUCUGGUUCAAAUGCCCGAAUGGGAAAUGCUACUUAGGUUGCCCAUAGGCUACAUGGUCUGUUAGCCCGACAAACGGUAUCAAUGCUAAGCCACACACAUCAUACAGCACGGGCACAGCCUGGCUCCUCCAGUCCCUUGGAUUGGGGGUUUAUAGGAGAUAAAGCUACCAGAUGAUGAGGCAAGGAUAUGAAGGUUGCGUUUGUUGCGAGCCGACGCUGCGUGCAUUGGCUUUGUUCGACUAGUGUUGGGAUUUAUUACUACUUCUCCUUUUUUCCUGGUAUAAAAACUAGGUCAAUUUUAAAGAAGUCGUUAUAAUGUUGAAAUACACUGGUUCAUCUGCCA